Molecule: messenger RNA, 7703 nt
Organism: Hylaeus volcanicus
Lineage: Eukaryota; Metazoa; Arthropoda; Insecta; Hymenoptera; Colletidae
Gene: UBL3
Product: ubiquitin-like protein 3
Exons: 4
Coding region: 345-713 (122 amino acids)
Molecular function (GO): protein binding
Source: RefSeq, a predicted model, not a curated record
UUUAUGUGUUUGGCUCCGAGACUGGGACGGUGGGUGCGUGCGGUGCAAUCUAGAGAGCGUAUUCCGUGCAUUAUCCGCAACAUGUUACCCAAAUACUUUGCGCCCGACAUGUACAAGUAACGACAGGUGUCGGAGUGAGUGAUCGGGGCAGCGAAGGCUCGGGCCGAAAUGGUCCCGGAAUAGUGAGCUGUGCGUGAGUGUGUUUUCAUCGAGUAGUGCGUCGCACUGGCUUAUUCACUGCUGUCACCGUUUGUUAAUACCUGUGCCAUUCGGGAAAGUCAGCUUUGGGUCAAAUUACGGACGGCCUCUGGAUUCCUCGCGACACCCCCUUGUCACCAUCUACGAUGAGUUCGCGCAACAUACCCUCAGACAAGAUAAAUCUACGCCUCAUUCUUGUCAGCGGUAAGACAAAAGAGUUCCUAUUCAGUCCAAGCGACUCCGCGGGGGACAUAGCACAUCAUGUGUUUGAAAACUGGCCGGAAGACUGGGCGGAAGAGGCAGUCGCCAAAGCGGAGAUCCUACGGCUAAUCUACCAGGGCCGUUUUCUGCACAGCAAUGUCACGCUCGGUGCUCUUGGGCUUCCUUUCGGGAAAACCACGGUGAUGCAUCUGGUCCCACGAGAGAAUCUUCCCGAGCCUAAUUCUCAAGAUCAGAGGCAAAAAAGUAAAGGCGGCGGAAGUAGUUGCUGCUCAUCUUCCUGUCGCAUACUUUAAAACCUCGCCGGCUGCCCUGGAUCACGCGGGGGUCGUUCAGAGUGCGAGCCAGCGCGCACGCGUUCAGGCUGAGCCGUUGGUUUCUAAGGUUUUAUGCUGGUGUAUAAUUGUUAGUGGCUGAGCUCGUGAGCAGUGUAGCAAAAAAAAAAAAGAAAGAAAGAAAGAAAGAAAGAAAGGUGGUUAAAGAGAGGAAAAAGAAAAUAAUAAUGAGAGGUCGCACCGUUUGUCACCGAUCCGCGCGAAUGGUUUCGUUGGUUCGCCCGUUGCGCAUCUGAAUAAACGACAAAAAAAGAAUAUAAUAAAAACGUUUACCGCCGUCCCAGGUGAACGAUUCGUCAUCCUUGUUGUUUUAUUCGGUUGUUUAUUUUCUAAUUCUUUUUUCUUAGGAGAAAUUGUAAGGCAGGAUCUAUACCGUUGCGCGUUUAGCCCACCCAGGGAAAGCAGAAGAACCGACGCGUCAGAGCCAAAUCAUCACAGCCACACCAACACUCAUACACGUACACACAUCUACGUACAAACACUUAAGCAUACACACCAGCACACAUGCAUACACACAGCUAUCCGUUUUGUUCGGUGGUGUAAGGUGUGCCGUACAUUUGGGAAUCUAUUUAUGACCUGUCAUCGCGACGGGAGACGAUCGUUUUAGUCUGUCGACGACCUGCUGGCGUUUGACGCGCAACGUCGAGACGCGUGACGUCGAAAGAACACGCGUUAUUUACCCCAACCCUUAUCCCUUGAACAUCCUCUACCUACCACUUGACGAAUUACAGGACGAGAGUUACACGUUUCGACGGUGUUUACACGCGGCGCCAUCUCCUGUUGUUGUAAGGCGAGUGCUGAUACAAAGAGAAAGAAUAAUAAUAAUAAUAAUAAAAAAUAAACAUUAGUAUGAUAAAAAUUUCGAAAGAGAUUAGGAAGUAGAGCCAUUCGAAGGGGAGGGAAGGCACAUGCUCAGCUCUCUCUCUCUCUGUUGAACUGGCGCUACAAUGCUUAGAAACUCAACCACUAUCCGACUACCGCAGCGUUAAUAGUAAUUACGUAGAACGGGAUCGCGUGUGCGUGUGUGCGUGUGCGUAUGUGUGCACGCGCGCGUGUAUGAACGUGUGUAUGAAUGUGUUGCGUAACGUAUGAGUGCGUGUGUCGCGUCUGAAAGGUCGAGGAGAGAGUAAAUUUAUGUUGUGAUAUGCAGGUAGUGAAUAUAUUAUAUAUACAUACUAUUAUUAAAAUUAUAUAUUAUAUAUAUAUUAUAUUAUAUGUAUAUGAAUAUAAAUAUAUAUAUAAAUAUAUAAUGGUAUGAGACAUGUUGACACACACAGUUAAACUCUCGUACGAUAGACUUUAUUAUCAUGAAUUUAAAGUAAUAUUAUGACGCCACUUUGAGAGUUUAGUAUUUCUGGAUAAGAUUACAGAGGGAAAAAAAAUGAACAUUGGAUCUCUAAUGGUAGUUAUGAUUAAAUAAAAACUCAAAUAUAUUUCCUGUUAGAUAUCCUUCGUCCUCGUCACCAAUUACCAAAUCCUGAUGACCUCUCUCCUAAUUGUCUCCUUGGAUCCUCAUCCCGUCCGCUCUCCUCACUUCGCCUCCCUUUGCUCGACACCUUGGAUCUCCCUUUAUUCUGUUUCCACCCGUCCAUUUUUUAAUCGAUCGGGCCUAGAAUGUCAUUCAUAGACCCAAAACGAUCAAUUUCACGUUAUAUAGGCGAGAAUUUACCCAUUCGAGUAUUGAUUAUUAUAUAGGUUAGGUGCAACCAAACCGUUUAUUAUAAGUUGUAGCCUAUUCUAUACUCAAUCUAUGCUACUACUGUAAUGUAACUAUGACUCUUACCGACGCAUAACACACGUGUAUAUAUAUAUAAUGUUCUUACGUAGUGAAACUCAUCGGAAUUAACAAUGAUCGUGUUAUUAUUUUAUUUAUUCCGUACAAACCUCAGCAGACAUCGUUUCUUCGCAUGUUCAAGAUGUCCUCGCGGUGUCUGCUUGACUCAUAAACCUGUGCCACGCGAUACUAAUUUGUCUUUGUUUCGUAGACAAUCGAGCGGUGAUUUCCUAGAACAGAAAGAAACAAAAAAUGAGAAUCGAGUACACCUAUCAAGAUAUGAUUUUCCUUUUCCCUUAUCUUUAUAAUUCUAAUCAAAUUACGAACAUGCUGCAGAAACUAUAAUUACUUCGAACUUUAAUGCCAGGUAUAACAAAUGAACGGUACUAAAAAAUGUACUUGCGACAGGUGUACUUGUACAUACAAUUUUCGUUCGCAUUUUUUCGAACGAUAUUAAUCCCUUACUGAGUGAAUUUUGUUCUAAGGAAAUUUAUUAGAUAAAUGACACAGUUUAAAAGAUCAUAUUUUAUUCUUUAUUACUGGAUGAAAGUACUUUUAACAGUGCAAACAUUAAGAGGUAAUUCUUCGUAAGAAACUGAAUCGAAAACGUGGAAUAGAAUUUUCUUCUAAAUGCCACUAUUUUCGAGAAAAUCCGUUUUGAAGUUCAAAUGGGGCACGAGCAACCCCUGUCACGUUUAUAUACAAUACCUAGAUAUAGUCAUUUGUAACGCAAGAAGGACUAUUUUCUUAACGAAAGUAUCGAAAAUAUUUUUAUGAAAAGAGAGAAUCGUUCGAGCGCUUGUAUUUUUAAGAAUGAAAACUACGGUUAGCAAAUUUGCGCGUCCCCCAUUUUCCCAGUGUUUCCAGCGCGGAAAUUUUUCGAAUAAAAAUCAAACCUUGUUUAAACGAAUGAAACUAAAUAAAACACGUAAUCGAAUUAAAUUAAGCGACGACUGUACUCGUUAAAGUCGUCAACCAGGGGCGUGCGUGCCCCGUGCAUUAUUCAAAAGUGAUUACCUCGAAAACGAAGACACGUGGGAAAAAAUUAUAUUCUUCAUUUUAUAUUCAGUUUUUCGAGAGGAAUCAAGUUUUACCGCGUACGUCUUCAGAGAACCUUUCUUCGUAUAAAGGAACACGUCCUGGAGUCAUUCAAGUAUACGACACAUAUAUAUUCAAACAAAGUAUUUUUUGCGAACGAUGGACUUUGAAAAAUAAGAUAAAAAACGUGGUACGCGUCAUGCAUGGCACGAUAUUCCAGUAAGGGGUUAAUUGCUAAUUCGUUUGUAUUAUACGUGCGCGUUAAUAUUAAUUGGUAAAUUGGAAUGGGUUUAUGGAGAUGGCUAGCACCUAUAAUUUAGCAUUUUAUUACAUCAUCGUCCGAUUUGCAAUCGGUCGUUGAUCGAGAUUUCGCAGAGUACCGCCGCCUUCGUUUGUUCAUAUUUCUUUCUCUACUCCUUUUUCUCUAUUAAUUGUCUUCAGUUUCUUCUUACUUUCCCUUUCAAUUAAAUAACGUUAAGACAUAGAUUAUCUCCGAACGCUGUUUAUAAAGUAACAAAUUGUUUAGUGAGUAAGUUUAAAAAACAAAAAAAAAUGAACGAGUUGCGAAUAAACACAUCACACGAAUACAUGGACUAUCAGAGGAAAGAAAAAACGAUGCAAUUGUGACUAGGGAAACUCGGUCGAAGAUUUCCGUUUCGUCACGUGUGACACGCGAAGAGAAUGCCGCUCUGUAAUAAGCUUGUUGCACAGUUCCUUUGACGUUACAAUAUUACUUUAAAAUCUUGGAAGCGAACGGGGGCGGGCCGAGGAAGCGCGUGAAAAUUGAAAUCGCGACGAUCAACGACCACCCCCGGUUCCACGCGCAACGACAAAUGUUUCCUUCGUUGGGUGAAUCGUUCCAAAUUUUACCUCGUCUGUCACGAGUUAUUUUGAAUCGUUGUAACGGAAUAAAAAAAAAAAGAAGAACAAGUAAAAAUAAAAACGAAAUCGAGCGCUGUAUCCUUUGUAUAAAAGUGUUCCGUGUAGAGAGCGUUCGAUAAAUGCCACCAUUGUUCGAGAAAUAUUUCUAACGGUAGUCCACUAUCUAUUUCUCUAUUUCUCUUUCUCUGUGUCUAUAUUAAAUAUGCCCGUUGUUCAUUUUUCUAUUUUUUCGUCCUACCUUGACACGAGUAUGAUCUCACGUGAAAACGCUACGAGAACACGUUGUUUUGACAAUGACACGACUAUCGCCAGUGGAACCUUCCGGGAGAUCAUAAAUGGAGGAAAGGGAUUAAUUUCUAAACAUAGUGUAUUAUAUUAACUAUACGCCUCUGACUCUCUUUGCUGUUUAAACGAGUAAACGAAACAAACCAAAAAGAAAAAAAAUGAUGAAAAAUUUGAAUAACAAUAAAAUGGUAUUCUUAAAUACAGAGAUUAAAAAAAAAAAAUAAUGUAACGAACGAACAUAACACACACACAGUCUCUACGAGGAAUAUACUCUCGCACUACAUCAUAUCAAAAUUCUAGCGGAUAAGAAUCAAGUCGUAGAUUUAUUCGUACAACGGAAUGUCUCGAGGGGGGAGAAUGGAGCGCGACGUUCGUACGACAUCGUGCAACAACGUACAAAAGUUUUGAUUCUUCAUCGACGUUCACGUGCAUCUAUAAAUAAACGAAAUGUUCAGUGGCGUUUAACCUGUUAAUGUAAAAUGAGCUGAUUACAGAUUUUUAUUGGCGCAACGCGAAAAAAAAAAAUAAAACGGUAUUCUCCUAUAACGAGUUGUGAAACAGGUGUUAAACAGUCUUCACGGUCGAACAGCUGUUGAUCUGUCCUUUGUGUUCAAUUGCAAUCUUAUUUGGAGAAGAAGGAAGUCCUAUCGAGGGCGAAGAACAAACUAUGCCGUCUGAGGUUCCCUUGUUUCUUGCGAAUCGAAAGCUGUAGUCAAUUCAGAUUACCUUGAAAAGCUCCAUCGUGUACGCGCCAAUUUGUCAGAGUUCGACAUCGAUUGCUUUUAUCAUUUUUUCUCUGACUUAACACUUUGAGUUCGAUGCAAAGAAAUUUUUAUGAAAGGAAUCAAUUACUUUUCCACGUUAUUGGAAAAUACAAAUUUAGUAUUCGUCUCAUGGUGACAUAUUAUCAUGGUUAGUGUAUAUUCCUUCUCUGUAUCCAACUCUGCCAUCGGCAUUCUUCAUCCUGACACUCGGAUCGCUAAUCAGGAAUAUUUGUCACGUGGAAAACGAUAAUGCAAUAGCUGGUAACAAACACGUCAGAUGUUUGAUAGACGUUUGAUAAAAAUCAAAAUGAUAAACAAUCGUUAUCGACAGAAGCUCACAGAUGAUAAUUUUUCGAAUCCCUGGGUACGGGAUUUCCUAAAAAAAAAAUAAACAAACAGCUGUAAUACUUCGCUCUUAAACACAUUCCAAAUUGAUCCCGAUCCCCUCUCCUAACACCCUCGUCCCUCCACUUGUUUUAAUUAUCCGCGUGAGUCGCAAUUAAAAUUACUAAAAAAAAAAAUUAGGUGUCGUUAAAAAUUCCGUGUUGUUCGAUGUUGAAGUUCAAACGCGAUCGUAGAACGUGUAAUAAUGGUGUAAUAUCGGUUGUAACAUGCCUGAGAAAUUUAGGAACGCGUGACAAACUCGUGUUAGACGCGCCACCAGUAUUGAUGUCGAGAUUCACGAUUUCAAAAAAAAAACUAAAUAAGAGAUGUACAAAGCAAACUAUAAUUUUAUACGGAAAUCGGGAUGUAUAAUUUACUUGACACAUUGCGCGCUGGUCUAUACUAUACGCUUUUAUAUCGAAUGGAACGCGUUUUACUUAACCGAAAUUAUAAAAAUGAAUCUUAUAGAUCUCAACAUUUCAAUUAUUUUCAUCUACUUAAAGAUUCGACUCGAAUCUGCUGCAUUCGAUCUAAUUAGUUUUUAAUAACAUAUUUCCGUUUCCAUUUUCAAUUAAAAGUCUUCUACAAGAACGUAGCAUAUUUUCUUAUGAUAUGUAAUGUACGUAUUGGUAAAGGAUAAAACGUUUUUAAAGUAUCGCAUGUUAAAUAUCUAAUUCAUUGAAAUCAGGGGGUUCGACAGCUGAGGUUAAGCCAGCACGCAAUGUGUUAAGGGUUCGGCGAACGUUAAAAUUUCACACGUUACGCCUACCACUUAGAAUCAAACAACAUUGUUGUAUAAAAAUUCUGAUCACCUCUGCUGUCUUCGAGUGACUGAAUAAAUCCUGCUGAUCCUGCGUUAACGGUUCGAUAACAGUAUUUUUCUAGGCGAUGACAUAAUGCACACACAAUGUGUGAAACAAAUAUUUAUCACAACUUUCUUACACGAAUUCUGCGCAUUCGAAUUGGUGGAGGUUUAUUUGAGAAUUCAAAUUAUCUAAAAUUGAUAAGGAAAUACAAAUUGCAAAACGUACCACAUGUCAUCUCUCAUCUCUUUCUGUGAAACUCCAUUAUGUUACAUUUAAAAAUAUGUACAUUUUCAAGAUCAAAAUGAUUUUAAAGUUUCCUUUGAACUUCCAACAAUUAAAAUGCUUAGAUUCGUUUGUGGAAGCCGCGACAAAUAUUUCUAUUUGCACAAUACGUGUAAAUUCGCGUAAACCAAUUUCGAGAGAAAAGAACACAUCCACACAUUUUUGUUUUUAACAGAUUCAGUUCACUGAAAAUUGUUUUCCUUUUAUUUCUUUUUUUUUUUUAAAUAUCAUUUUCCUUCGUUCGAUGAAUGCGUAAAAUUUGAGACGACUUAACAUGUAAAACCACUUCCUGCAUCGAUUAUAAUUUACUCUCCUGAGAAACGGUUUCGAGCUAAAAAAAAUGUCUUUUUAAUCCUUCAAUAAGGGAGAUGUAUAAAACGUUUUCAACUGGCCGUCCUACAUAGAAUAUGGCGAAUGUUAAAUACAUUAUUUGAAAGCUAUCCUACUUAUUGCCAUAACUUAUUGAUGCGUGUAAAUUGUAACAAAAAUGAUCCAACGUACUAACGCUGAAGGUGUAACACAAUGUAACACGCAAUAAUUUUUGUAGACCUUAUGUUAAUAAAACCGAUGUUAAUAAAUUCUUCCGUAUUGAUUCGAGUAUGUAAAAGUAAUUUUCAAACGAAACGGUAAAUCGAAGUGGUAAAUCUCGUGGAAAUAUACAUUCGUAUUGGUAAUUGUUUUACAGCAUCUGCGUGUUAAUUUACACAAAAUGUAAUAGACAUUGAAAAUGAGCAGU